Molecule: messenger RNA, 1998 nt
Organism: Metarhizium album ARSEF 1941
Lineage: Eukaryota; Fungi; Ascomycota; Sordariomycetes; Hypocreales; Clavicipitaceae
Product: Sugar/inositol transporter
Exons: 4
Coding region: 1-1998 (665 amino acids)
Biological process (GO): transmembrane transport
Cellular component (GO): membrane
Molecular function (GO): myo-inositol:proton symporter activity
Source: RefSeq, a predicted model, not a curated record
AUGGAGCACUUUGACAGGGUCGAGGAGGUCUCAAAUAUUUCAAUCAACGCAGCCUCCUCGACCGAAGCCGGCCUUCAUUCACGAUCCGGGUCUGCGCCGUUCGUCAACUUCAACUCGAACAUCGAAGCAAAAAUCAAGAACCCGUCGGUGGGGAUUCCUCGGCGAGUCCUCCUCCAUAACGUCGACAAUUUCUGCCGCGAAAAGGAUCUGGGUGACCACCGCGACUUGAUUCGACGGGGUGCGCUUGUAGCACAAGAUCCCACCGGGUACGAAGACAUCACCGGGCCGCAAGCCCUCAGUCAAGGAGAGAUCGAGUCUCUCCGCGCCGAAGUCCUUCACAAGUGGCGGAUCCCAAAAGUCCUCUAUCUCACCAUCAUCACCUGCUCAAUCGGCGCCGCCGUUCAGGGAUGGGACCAGACUGGCUCCAACGGCGCAAAUCUCAUUUUCCCCCAUGUAUUCGGCAUAGGGAGCCCCAGCGUCCAUGACAAGAUGAUUGUUGGUCUCGUCAAUGCUGCGCCCUACAUCGGCACCGCUCUAGCCGGGUGCUGGCUCUCGGAUCCCAUCAACUCCCACUUUGGUCGUCGUGGCACUAUUUUUGUCGCCGCCAACUUUUGCCUCUGGCCAGUUCUCGCCAGUGCCUUUUGCAACACCUGGCAGCAGCUGCUUGGCUGCCGAUUGCUUCUGGGCGUCGGCAUGGGGACGAAAGCUUCCACGGUGCCCAUCUACGCCGCCGAAAACUCGCCCGCUCCUAUUCGUGGCGCGUUGGUCAUGAGCUGGCAGCUGUGGACGGCUUUUGGGAUAUUCCUGGGAACCUGUGCAAACCUAGCCGUCAGACAAGUAACUGCGGAUGCAUGGCGGUUGCAACUGGGCUCUGCCUUCAUUCCGGCUGUUCCGCUCGCGCUCCUCAUCUAUUUUUGUCCCGAAUCCCCCCGUUGGUACAUCAAGAAGGGUCGAUACAAGGACGCCAUGAGAUCGCUCAUGCGGCUGCGGAACACGCCUAUUCAAGCGGCGCGAGAUUUGUAUUACAUUCACGUCCAGCUUCAGGUGGAACACCAAUUCAUCGGACACGGCGACUACUUGAAUCGAUUCGCCGACCUCUUCAAGAUCCCGCGAAUCCGUCGAGCUACCCUGGCGUCCUUUGUUGUCAUGAUUGCGCAGCAAAUGUGCGGUGUCAACAUUAUUGCCUUUUAUUCGGCCGACGUUUUCACCUCGGCUGGGGCAAGUCAAUUUCAAGCUCUGCUGGCCACUUGGGGGUUUGGCCUGAUCAACUUUUUAUUUGCCUUUCCAGCUAUUUGGACCAUUGACACGUUUGGGCGCCGGUCCCUCUUGCUGUUUACCUUUCCCCAAAUGGCGUGGACGUUGCUCGCUGCCGGGCUAUGCAAUCUGAUCCCGGGAAUGUACGGCUUGCACAUGGGCUUGGUAGCUCUCUUUGUGUACUUGUUUGCGGCAUUCUACUCGCCCGGCGAAGGCCCUGUUCCCUUCACCUACUCGGCCGAGGUGUUUCCCCUGUCUCAUCGUGAGGUCGGCAUGGCCUGGGCGGUGGCAACGAACCUGUUUUGGGCAGCAGUUCUUUCCAUAACAUUCCCUCUCAUGCUCGACCGAAUGGGCGUUGUGGGGACGUUUGGGUUCUACUCGGCCCUCAACAUUGCGGCUCUGGUGAUGAUAUUUCUGUUUGUCCCUGAAACGAAGCAACGAACGUUGGAGGAGCUGGAUUACAUUUUCGCCGUGCCUUCACGAGUGUUUAUGCGCUAUCAACUCACCGAGGCGCUUCCCUGGUGGAUCAAGCGAUGGGUUCUGUUCCAAAGGAAUGCGGCCCUGAAACCGCUUUAUACGCUGGACGUCGCAGAACACCAGGAGGAAGACGAAGAAGACGGCUACGACGGCAGCGACACGGCAUUUGAAACCGACAAGGCCAGAGUUGAAAUGAAGGACGUCGCAGGAUAUUCGACAAACAUGAGUGCGACGGCAGGCUCGAUCCGCCGAAGCAGCAGCAGAUGA